UAGGUGUUUGAAUGAAGUGGUGGCGUCAGGAAGAUUUGUCUGUAGUUGUAGCUCAGCUUUUUCGUUUUUGUUUUUUUUUUGAUAAAUAAACUGAAAUGUGUUCAAGUGAGAAUUUGAGAGAGUUUGUCAUCGAGCGGCUAACUGCUGCUGCUGAAGACAUAUUUGGAGUUUUCCAGAGAACUAUUGUCGAGUACGAGGCAGAGAUCGAUCGACAGCGCAGACUGCUGGAUAUCGUUCAGAAACCUCAAAUCGAUUUACAUAGAAUAGCUCCUCAAGAUGUCCCUCAGCAGCAUGAGUGUAAAGAAGAGGAGGUUGUGACUGACCAGCAGCUCUGUUACCAGGAGAGGAACUUCAGUCUGAACCAAGAGGAGCCAGAGCCUCCACAGAUGAAGGAGGAGCAGGAGGAGCUCUGCAUCUCUCAGGAGACAGAGGAGCUCACAGUGAAGCAGGAGAAUCCACAGAUAAAGGAGGAACAGGAGGAAGUCUGCAGCAGUCAGGAGGUACAGGAGCUCAUAGUAAAGCAGGAGACUGAAACAUUCAUUUGGACUUCUACUCAUGAGGACAGUGACUACAGUGAACCUGAACAACAAAAUGAACAGAAUGUCCUUUCUGACAACUCCCAUGUUGUUGCAAAUCAAGAUCCCCAUGGAAGCAAGCAUGAUGACUCAGAGUCAAGUGGAUCAGAAUCAACAUCUAAGGAAAGACCUAAGAAGAGAAGAAUUGAGACAACUGAAACAUCAGAGAUUGUAUGCAAUCCUCACCAAAGUCAGAAGUUGUUUAAAUGUGACACAUGUGGUGAAGAGGUUAAUAGCAAGUCAGAAUUACAGACACAUCAGCGUGUCCAUGAUGGUAAGGAGACACAUUCAUGCAAGAUUUGUGGGAAAAUGUUCAGCUACAAGUAUGAUUUGACUAAACAUACAAGAUCCCACACAGGUGAGAGGCCGUUUCCAUGCAACACAUGUGGAAAAAGUUUCUUUCGGCUGGCUCACUUGAAUUCUCAUUAUAAAGUUCAUACACAUGAAAGGCCAUUUACAUGUGAAACAUGUGGCAGCACUUUCAGAGAUAAAAGUGAUUUAAAGAUUCACAUGAGAACUCACACAGGUGAAAGACCGUACUCCUGUGAUACCUGUGGGGCAAAAUUUACCCAGAAAAGUAAUAUGAAUAAACACAAAAGAAUUCAUACAGGUGAAAAGCCGUACUCCUGUGAAACUUGUGGUAAAUCUUUUGUAAACAAAAGUGAGUUGAAUAUUCAUACAAGAACACACACAGGUGAGAGACCUUUCUCUUGCAGCACAUGUGGAAAAGGAUUUAUUCAGAGGAAGUUAAUGAAACUUCAUACGAGAGUACACACAGGUGAAAAGCCAUACUCCUGUGUUACCUGUGGGAAAUCAUUUUCCCAGAAAAGUAAUUUGGAUAAGCAUGAAAGAGUUCAUACAGGUGAAAAACCAUAUUCUUGCAAUGAAUGUGACAGGUCUUUUACAUAUUUGUAUGCUUUAACAGAUCACAUGAGAAGAGCUCACACAGGUGAGCGUCCAUACCUUUGUAAGACCUGCGGGAAAACAUUCGUUUCCUCAUCUGAUUGUUCACAACACAUGAAAUCCCACGCAGACAAGUAGUCGCAUGUCCACGGAUGUGGUGGAGAUGAUUGAGUUCCACUGAUAGCUGUAUCUUUGUAUUAAACACAAACUGUUUUCUUUUGAAGGAGGUUCACAGAUGCCUUGCAGCUAUCUGAAUGGCUUUGAAUGAUGGAUUUGCCUUGGGUUGUUUAAAGUAUUUUUGCACUUUACUGUUGUGUCUGACUUGGUGUGAUUACGUUUCCAAUGUUUCUUUUUUCUGUAUUUUUUG
Cheilinus undulatus (humphead wrasse) is the source of this 1845-nucleotide messenger RNA. Its product is annotated as zinc finger protein 664-like. Gene Ontology annotation, cellular component: nucleus. NCBI's taxonomy places the organism in Eukaryota, Metazoa, Chordata, Actinopteri, Labriformes, Labridae. Bases 96 to 1616 code for a protein of 506 amino acids. The transcript has 2 exons. Gene Ontology annotation, molecular function: RNA polymerase II cis-regulatory region sequence-specific DNA binding; DNA-binding transcription factor activity, RNA polymerase II-specific. Gene Ontology annotation, biological process: regulation of transcription by RNA polymerase II. The record is from RefSeq and is a predicted model, not a curated record.